AUGAUUGCUUUGUUGGGGAUCCUUCUCAAUGUUGGGUGCAUCCUCACUCUGGGGUACAGCUUGUGGAUUCUCAUAGAAAGUUUUGUGAUUAUUGAUGUUCCUCCUGCCAUCGGCCACACAGUGAAGUUGCGGAUUCUGCACUGCUUCGGCCAACUGAUAAUAACUUGGGGGUGUAUACUUGAAAAGCUAAGAAUUUGCUCGCUUCCAAGACUCUGUCAAUUUCUACAUGACCUAUUUCCCAUACGAAAGGACCCUAAAGUGGUGGUGACCAACCUGCGUUUCGGGACGAUCCGUGUGAGGCUGUUCCAGCCGAAGGCCGCGUCCUCCGGUCCUCGCCGAGGCAUCGUCUUCUACCAUGGAGGGGGUACAGUGAUGGGCAGCCUAGAUGCUUACCACAAUUUGUGCAGUUUCCUGGCCAAGAAGACAGACUCAGUGCUUCUCUCAGUGGGGUACCGCAAGCUUCCUGACUACCAUUACCCAGUCUGCUUCCAGGAUUGUGUGAAUGCCACCAUCCACUUCUUGAAGACACUCAAACAGUAUGGGGUGGAUCCCGCCCGCGUUGUGGUCUCUGGAGACAGCGUUGGAGCUACUGCUGCAGUUGUGGUCACCCAGGCCUUGGUGGGCAGGACAGAUAUUCCAAAACUCCGGGCUCAGAUCUUGCUUUACCCUGCUCUCCAGGCCAUCAAUCUGCAGUUACCAUCGUAUCAACAGAACAAAAAUAUCCCCGUUAUCACCAGACACCUCAUGAUGUGUUUCUUACGAUAUUUUACAAUUGACCCCUGCUGGGAAGAUGCCUUGUUGACAGGUGCUUGUAUUCCUGCCAAUAUGUGGGAGAAGUAUAAGAAAUGGGUGAGCUCUGACAAUCUCCCUGAAAGGUUCAGACACAAAGACUACAAGCCUGAAUUUCUCGCCCCUUUUAAUGAGGCUGCCUAUCUGGAAACCAGACAUCUUUUACGGGCAGACAAUGCCCCCCUCCUGGCGGAUGACCAGGUUAUUGCUCAGGUUCCUGAGGCCUUCUUAGUGACCUGUGAGUGGGAUGUUUUCCGAGAUGAUGGCCUGCUGUAUAAGAGGCGCUUGGAAGACCAGGGGGUCCCUGUGAGCUGGUACCAUGCAGAAGAUGGUUUUCAUGGGUGCACAAUAUUAUUUGAUAGCAUGCUUUUCUCUUUCCCCUGUUCAGAGAAGGUUAUGACUGCUGUAGUCAAAUACUUAAUGGGAAUAUGA
Messenger RNA from Perognathus longimembris pacificus (Pacific pocket mouse), 1221 nucleotides. RefSeq names its product arylacetamide deacetylase-like 4. NCBI's taxonomy places the organism in Eukaryota, Metazoa, Chordata, Mammalia, Rodentia, Heteromyidae. The record is from RefSeq and is a predicted model, not a curated record. Bases 1 to 1221 code for a protein of 406 amino acids. The transcript has 4 exons. Gene Ontology annotation, molecular function: carboxylic ester hydrolase activity. Gene Ontology annotation, cellular component: membrane.